CUUCAAUUGUUUUAGUUGGAAGUACUUAAUUUAUGCUAUUUGAACUUCUCUGAUAUAAUACGUAUAAACAAGUUACAGAGAUCGAAUUAGAGCUAACAAGCAAAGGGGAAGAGAUUUGUACGAUGUCAGCAAUGUUCCCCGAGAAAGUCUUGAAACCCAGUAAACGAUUAAGGGUUUACACUGAAGGCAAUGCUGAUCUGAUAAGCAACUUACCAGAAUGCCUUCUCGUAAACAUCUUUUCCUUCUUGCCUAUGAGAGAUUUGAUCAGGACAAGCGUUUUAUCCAAGGGAUGGAGGUACCUCUGGACCCAAGCCCCGAAUUUAGAUUUUGAUCAGUCUCUGUUUGAAAAUUGUCUUUGUUACGAUUGGCUAUGCCAAUGCCAUGAAAGUAAGAUGGGAAAGUUUGUGGAGUUCUUAGACCGGAUGCUCAUGUUUGUUGACGGCAGAACCAUAAGCAAAUUUCGGCUCUCAUUCUAUUACCAUAAGCAUUUUAGGUACACCGAAAGUAUUGACAGGUGGGUUCACUUGGCGAUGACAAGCAAGGCUCAUGAGCUCAUCUUGGAUUUUUCCAAGGGUUAUAGUCUGGCAUUCCUCCGAAAUGUCGCACUCUAUCAGAUGCCUCAUCAUCCCAUUGCACCUACCUGGUUGACAGUUCUGAAACUACACCUCUGCAAGUUCAAUUUGUCUAGUUUUGAGGCAUUGAGCUCACUUCGAAGUUUGUUUCUCAGAUUUGUGUUAGUGUUGGAUGGCUCUAUUGGAGUUCUAAUAACUAAGUGUCCACUCUUACAAGACUUAAGUCUUAAAACCUGUUAUUUUCCUGAUCAAUUCAUGAAUCAUCCUCUGGAUUUGAAACUCAAGACACUGACUAUAAAAAAUUGCUAUAUCAAUGAGGUGAUGGACACUCAGGUGGCAGGUGUAAGGUGGACUGAGGAUUUUUCUCAUAAACCAAUUCGGUCAAUUCAUAUAUCUGCACCAAAUCUUCUAUCUUUUAAAUUCUGUGGAAAACAUAUUUGGGAACUGUCUCUUAAAAGAAUGUCCCAUCUGGUUGAUGCUAAAAUUAUUAAUGAUCAGACAACUAUAUUCCCGGGUCAGAGUCAGAUUCUCCAUAAACUUCUGAAGGAGCUGGACCAUGCCCAGGCUCUAACCCUGUGUAGCUGGUUCCUUCAGGUUCUGCCACUAGAAGGAAACCAACAGAGUUUGGAAACUCCACUCAAUAACCUGAAGCAUUUAAAAUUGAAGGUGGGCUUGCACACAUUAGAGUUUUUGGGCAUAGCUUGCUUGUUAAGGAGUUCACCAAAUUUGGAGAGUUUGACUUUGAUCACGGGCAAAUUCGCCCACAUUUGGGAAUAUGACCUUGACAUUGAGGUUCUGAAUGAGUUGUUCGACUUUAAUGAGCGGCUCUAUUGGGAAUCGCAAAUGUGGUGUUUCAAUUGCCUCAAGAAGAUUGAGAUACAUGAGUUUUUCGGUACAAAAUUCCUGAUGGAUAUGAUCAAGUUUGUGCUCAAGAAUUCGGCGGUUUUGGAGAGUGUUGUCAUUUGCUUUGAUGAAAGGAUCUCCAGCCUUACAGAUCCUGAAUAUCAAGAUAUGAGUCGCUUGCAGUUUGAAAUCAACAGUUUUCAUAGAGCUUCAUCUUGUGCUAAAAUACUGUUCUUGUAGACAUUGUAGUCCUUCAUUGAGAUAUCCAGUUUAGAAUCUUCUGAUUCUGAAUGAUUACAGGUGUUGAAGGUUUGGCCAGAUGUUGCAGUUGUAGGGAUUUUUGAAGAAGGAUACUCAACAAGCGGUGAAUCUCUAGUGAGAUUUGAUGGGUUGCCGUCUGUAUCUGGAUUACAGGUUCCUCUGGGUGAAUAUUUUCUUCUUACUGGGCAUAUAUAUAGGUCUAUUUUCUUGGGGAUGCUCAUCCAUUAGGUAAUACUACUAAAAGC
Telopea speciosissima is the source of this 1921-nucleotide messenger RNA. Its product is annotated as putative F-box/LRR-repeat protein At5g54820. The record is from RefSeq and is a predicted model, not a curated record. Gene Ontology annotation, molecular function: protein binding. The transcript has 3 exons. NCBI's taxonomy places the organism in Eukaryota, Viridiplantae, Streptophyta, Magnoliopsida, Proteales, Proteaceae. Bases 123 to 1655 code for a protein of 510 amino acids.